AAUCAUCGUCCCUCCACCGGCUGACGAAGGACAAAAAAGGAAAACGAAAAAAAGCUUGCAAAGCCCUCAACCUGGCCGCGGCAAUAAUCGCAUCCCCGGUUUUUCUGUUUCAUCUGCAGAAGCAAAAUCUCUCUCCCUCUCUCUCUUCAAGCCAUUGUUCGGACUUCGGACCUCUAUCUCAUCCAAUCCGCUUUUCAGGAGAGGCAUGGCUGUUGUUGGUGUGAGGCCAUUUGAAAGUUUUCCUGAUUUUGGCGCGAUCUUCAUGUGCAACAAAACAACAAAGAAUGAAUGUUUUGGUAGUGGGAUUUUUGGACUUCCCCAUCCUUUUGCUAAUUUUGUGAAGGAGGUCAAAGCUGGAAUGCUUUUGUUUCUGUUUGAAUAUGAGGCGCGAAAACUAUAUGGAAUUUUUGAGGCUACUUCUGAUGGUGGAAUGAAUAUUAUACCUAAAGCAUAUCGUUCAUCUGGGAAGUCCUUUCCUGCACAGGUUCGCUUUCGCGUUGUUUGGAAAUGCUGUCCCAUUCCUGAGGACUCCUUUCGUGGUGCUAUUAGUGACAAUUACUAUGAACCUUCCAAGUUUAGCUUUGGUUUGUCCAAGGAACAGGUUGAAAGACUUGUAUGGCUGUUUCACUCUAGAAGGGUCAGAGUUGAAAAAUCUCCAAAUGUCAAGAAUGUGAAAAAGGACUCCACUAAAUCAUCUGAUAAUAUGGAUGUUGGUUGUGCAGCUCAAAUCAAUCGGAAUUCUUCAUCAGGAAUUCCAAACAUUGAGUUCCACACAGUAGUGAACUGUAAAACUACUUCAACGGACUCAUUGCAACUGGGCGAUUACAUACCCCUAUCUGAUUCAGAACAUAGUGACCCUGAAAACUAUGAUUCUACAAAAAUUACAAAGUCAAGUGAUGGAGAUGAUCACAGUGACCCUGAACAU
Molecule: messenger RNA, 925 nt
Organism: Cuscuta epithymum
Lineage: Eukaryota; Viridiplantae; Streptophyta; Magnoliopsida; Solanales; Convolvulaceae
Source: the annotation of a GenBank genome assembly